Messenger RNA from Monodelphis domestica (gray short-tailed opossum), 1667 nucleotides. RefSeq names its product proteasome 20S subunit alpha 4 (gene PSMA4). Gene Ontology annotation, cellular component: proteasome core complex; proteasome core complex, alpha-subunit complex. The record is from RefSeq and is a predicted model, not a curated record. Gene Ontology annotation, biological process: ubiquitin-dependent protein catabolic process. Lineage: Eukaryota; Metazoa; Chordata; Mammalia; Didelphimorphia; Didelphidae.
UCCCUCCCGGCCACCGUCCGGCUCGGGCCUCGGCUCUCUCCUGGGCCCGGUGGGGACGCCGGACUGGACCCGUUGCCGUCUGACUCUUGUCCUGGCCCAGGCGGGGUAGCCGGUGGAGACCCUCACGGAUGCGGGACUCCCGGACCAGGGCUACCCUGGAGGCUUGGACUCCUGCUUCUGCGCCCAUACAACAGCACUACAGGCCCAAAGGGACAGCCUCUCCGGGUCCCGAGCCAUUUCGUGAAGAGGAGACCUUGGGCGCAUCAUUUCUCCUCUCAGAGACUCGGUCUCCUCAUCUGGGAAAUGGAACUUGGUACACCGGUACCCCGAAGACUGGGGUACCGGCAGUAGGGGGUAUCAGCUCCUAGUAAAGAAACGUCCGAGUUCCUCCUUGUUUGGGGGGCCUGAUCCGGCCUCGCUCCUUAGGGCUGGUGAUGGAGCUGGGGGUAUGAGCAGUGAGGACAGACCCGCGCCCCAGCCCUGGGACACCCCACGGCAGGAGCAGAAGCCCGGCCUUCCUGUCUGUGUCACCUACCCCUAGGACAGCUCCCCUUGGGAGGUAGGAGUCCCGGUUUGUAAUCGGGCCUGAGGACUUGACUUGGGUCUAACCAGGAAUAAUUUGAAAUACAGGAAACAUGUCUCGAAGAUAUGACUCGAGGACCACUAUAUUUUCACCAGAAGGUCGCUUGUAUCAGGUGGAAUAUGCCAUGGAGGCUAUUGGACACGCAGGCACCUGCUUGGGAAUUUUAGCAAAUGAUGGUGUUUUGUUAGCUGCAGAGAGACGAAAUAUUCACAAGCUUCUGGAUGAAGUAUUUUUUUCAGAAAAGAUUUACAAGCUCAAUGAGGAUAUGGCUUGCAGUGUGGCAGGCAUAACUUCAGAUGCUAAUGUUUUAACUAAUGAACUGAGACUCAUUGCUCAAAGGUACCUAUUACAGUAUCAAGAGCCCAUUCCUUGUGAGCAGUUGGUUACAGCCUUGUGUGAUAUCAAACAAGCUUAUACACAGUUUGGAGGGAAGCGCCCUUUUGGUGUUUCACUGCUGUACAUCGGCUGGGAUAAACAUUAUGGUUUUCAGCUGUACCAAAGUGACCCCAGUGGGAAUUAUGGAGGAUGGAAGGCCACUUGCAUUGGAAAUAAUAGUGCGGCAGCUGUGUCAAUGUUAAAGCAAGACUACAAGGAAGGAGGGAUGACUCUGAAGUCAGCUCUUGCUUUAGCAAUUAAAGUGCUGAAUAAAACCAUGGAUGUUAGUAAACUUUCUGCUGAGAAAGUUGAAAUUGCCACAUUAACGAGAGAAAAUGGAAAGACGACAAUAAGAGUUUUAAAACAAAAAGAAGUGGAACAGUUGAUAAAGAAACAUGAAGAGGAAGAAGCAAAAGCAGAACGUGAAAAGAAGGAAAAAGAACAGAAAGAAAAGGAGAAAUAGAAUCUGAAAUCAGGGAUUUUUUUUAAUAGAUAACCUUAGGGUUCUUUUCAGCUUUAAAAAGCUGCUCUAAAAUUCACAAGCAGUCUCCACCUGGUUUUUCUUACUAUCUUCAGUGAGGAAACAGGACGUUACUUACUGGAUGGGGCUCUUGUCAUUUCUGUGCCCUUCCAUACUUUCCUGAAAUGAUGAUUAUUCCUCACGGACAGCUCAUGUCUGUUUUUUGAAUAAAACUUGGAAAGAAUGGGA